Pieris rapae (cabbage white) is the source of this 1942-nucleotide messenger RNA. RefSeq names its product heparanase (gene Hepa). Gene Ontology annotation, molecular function: hydrolase activity, acting on glycosyl bonds. The coding region runs from base 125 to 1663 and encodes 512 amino acids. Lineage: Eukaryota; Metazoa; Arthropoda; Insecta; Lepidoptera; Pieridae. The record is from RefSeq and is a predicted model, not a curated record. Gene Ontology annotation, cellular component: extracellular matrix; membrane. The transcript has a single exon.
CGAUUGACAUUUGACGGCUCAGUGCUCAGUGCUCACUUGUAAAAUGUAAACUGUAUUUUGUAAUGGUUAAGUCAAAAGAUUUACCCGUAAGUUUUUACAACUACUAAAACAAUAUUAAUUUAAAAUGUUAUCAAACAAGCAAUUAGUUAUAGGAUGUUCUAUAGCUUUCCUCAGUAAUAUUGCAUUAUUAGCGUUAUUCGUUCAAUAUAAUAUAGGAGAGAAAUUUUACAUUACCAUUAACGAUCAAGAUGUAACAGUGAUUUUGCCCGAAAAUUACCUGAGCAUAGGAAUAGACGCCUCCGAAAUUCAAGAUUUCAAUAAAAUUGAUUUCUCCAAUGAAAGACUUCUAAGUCUUGCUGCAUCUCUUUCACCAGCAAGGCUUCGCCUCGGAGGUACAAUGUCAGACCGCUUAAUCUUUAGUCCUAAUGACUUACCGUCAGUUUCUUGUGAUCAUUGCCCACAAACUGCUGUAAAGUCAUUUUGUUCUAGCCUUAAAAAAAUGUGCAGGCACAAAUUCUUACCAUUUUUUAUAAUGACUGGACCAAAAUGGACUGAAAUAAACAAUUUCUGUGUACGUAGUAAUCUAAAAUUGAUGUUUCCUUUGAAUGUUCUUCUUCGGGAUGAACAUGAGUGGAGUCAACAAAAUGCCAUAGAAAUUAUAAAAUUUUCGAAAUCAAACAACUAUGACAUAGACUGGCAGCUUGGCAAUGAACCAAACUCAUAUCGUCAUGUUUUUAAUAAAACUAUAACUCCACAUGCCUUAGCCCAAGACUAUAAAAGGCUUCGAAAACUUCUAAACCAGUCAGGGUAUAAACACUCUUUGCUUGUUGGCCCAGAUACAACAAGGCCCCAAGAUAAUCAUCCAAACUGUCUUAAAUAUAUGGUGGACUUCUUAGGAAAUGCAUCGCAUUAUAUAAAUAUUCGAUCAUGGCAUCAGUAUUACCUUAAUAGUAGAACAGCAAAGCUAGAAGACUUUUGGACUCCUGAUACUUUGGAAUUGUUAGAUAUUCAGAUACAGACUAUGAAAAACAACACACAACCAUAUGGUAAUAUUCCAAUGUGGCUUACAGAAACUAGCAGUUCCUAUGGUGGUGGAGCACCAGGACUAUCAAAUUCCUUUGCUGGUACUCCAUUGUGGUUAGAUAAACUUGGGCUUGCAGCUAAAAAUAACAUUACAACAGUAGUGAGACAAAGUUUCUUAGGUGGUAAUUAUAGCCUUAUUGAUAAAGAUCUGAGACCCUUGCCAGAUUGGUGGGUGAGUGUUUUAUAUAAGAAGCUUGUGGGUAAUAAAGUCUUAAACCUAACAAGCAACAAUUCUAAAUUUCAAAGACUGUAUGUACACUGUGCAAAUAGAAACUAUACAAAUGACACAACAGCCAUAACAUUAUAUGGUAUCAAUUUACAAAUGGAGAAAAUUAGAUUCCUAGUCAAUGGAACUGCUUUUACUGAAGAUGAUUUAGUUAUUGAUGAAUAUAUUAUAAGUGCUCCAUCAAAUAAUAGAAGAAGUAAAACAAUUCUCCUUAAUGGCUGGCCACUGUAUUAUGAGUCAUCAAUGCCAGAAUUUAAACCAAAUGAGCACAUCCACACAAAACAUAUUUCAAUGCCUCCAUAUUCAGUCGGCUUUUGGGUAAUAAAAAACACUACCAUCAAAACUUGCAUAUAAGCAGUUUUUGGUGUCAAACCAAUUUCAAUAAAAUCAAAGGAUUUUUUUACAAAAAAAUGUGAUUUUUCAGUUUUUCAAUUUCCCACACAAAUAUCUAAUAGCUUUAAUUUAUAUAAAUGAGUCUAUAAUUUGUAGAAACUAUGUUUAAGAUAGAAUCUGUCACUUAAUGCAAUUUCCUGUGAUUUUACUUGAGAUCUUUUAGUAUUUUGGGUUGUGUAUAUCUCAUUUUUGUAUGAAACAAUUUACUGUCUGGUGUAUGCCGCUCUGAAAAGCAGACAG